This is a messenger RNA of Moneuplotes crassus, 1336 nucleotides long. Lineage: Eukaryota; Ciliophora; Spirotrichea; Euplotida; Euplotidae. The record is from the annotation of a GenBank genome assembly.
AUUUAAAACAGUCAAAUUCAUAAUGAAUGAUAAGAACUUUGACCUUGACAAUUAUCUUAAGAAUCACCUGGAGUAUGAUGAAGACGAUAAGGAUCACAAACUAGAAGCUUCCAAACUUGAGAAUGAGAUAGAGCAUUACAGAGAACUUAUGUCCAUGCAAGGCUUUUCUAAAGUAGGAAAUAUUUUACCCGGAUGAACACUUGACGACACGAGAGCGACGCUAAAAGCUCUUAAAGAGGUCUGUGCAAAGAGAAAGGAAGAUAUCGAAUUCAAAGGUAGUAUUAGGUCUACUAUAAAUGACCUCAACCACAAGAUUCAAACCAUGCAUGAAGAGAAUGAAAGACUUCUUAGUAGAAAUGAGGCACUCACGAGUAGAAAUAAGCAACUUACUAAUCAAUUGCAACAAGCCAAUGAUAAUAGAAAGCAAGAAUCUAGAGAAUAUGGAGACCAAGUAGAAUCUCUUCGCAAAGCGAAUUUAAAGCUUAGUCAUCAAGUUACCCAACAGCAACAUGACAUUAAGAAAAUAGAGCAGCAAAACAAUAAGUUAAAGGAUAGAAUAAAACAGAAGAUCUUUGAUAAGGACAUGAAUGUCAAAAAUACUAUUGAUAUGACCAAACCAAUCUAUAUGAACGGACCUUUAGUCUAUGUCAACAAAUCAGGAGAAAAUGAGUUCACGUACCUCGUCACCAAAGCGAACCAAGAAGUGCAGAGCAGCUUAAAGACAGAGAACGAAGAUCUCAGGGACUGAAUCAAGAUGCUUCAGGAUGAACUGCUUGAGAUUAUUAAAGUAAAGACUGAAAACUACCAAAAGAGGUUUAACACUGAAUUCAAACAGAACUUAGAGGAGGAGUUUGCGAGACAUGACAUUGAGCCUGUCAACAAAGACCUCGUCAACAUGCCUUAUGAGGAGAGUGGAAAGAAAAUUAUACUUCAGUUCCAAGAAAAUAUCAGGAAGUUAAGAGAUUUCUUAGGAACAAUGGACAGAGACAUGGCGGCCAGAUUUGCUGAAGAGGACAACUAUGAUGAAGAUGACACCACACUCGGUCGUGAAUUUGCUAACAUUAGAUCCGUAUCACAACUAAAGCAUUUACUAGCAAACUACAAAGACCUAGUGGAAGCCCAAGAAGUUGUGAUCCAAGGAGACGUAGCCCUCAGAUCAGGCCACCCUCUCCCAGACGAAAUAGUAACCCCCGAGUCCAGGUUCAGAAUAAUCUCAGACAGAGAGAUCGAAAGGAUGAGAGAACGACUUGAAAAGCAGAAAGUGCUACUAGACAAAGAGCAAAAUGAGAUAGACGUGAAGAAGAGCAUUAUCGAACAGAAGUCUACUAUUUAUUAA